Messenger RNA from Psammomys obesus (fat sand rat), 3546 nucleotides. It is a transcript of the gene Dcaf12, whose product is annotated as DDB1 and CUL4 associated factor 12. Bases 457 to 1818 code for a protein of 453 amino acids. The transcript is spliced from 9 exons. Gene Ontology annotation, cellular component: Cul4-RING E3 ubiquitin ligase complex. Lineage: Eukaryota; Metazoa; Chordata; Mammalia; Rodentia; Muridae. Gene Ontology annotation, molecular function: protein binding. The record is from RefSeq and is a predicted model, not a curated record.
CAGAAGGCUGGAUUCCUUGGGCCACGGCUUGACCGCAGCUAAGAGGCAAGCGGAAGUUCUCCUAGGACACCAGUUCUCCUUGCUGUCCUUAAGCCCCGCCCCUCCGGUGUAGGCGGCGUCUCCGUGGCGACGCGACUCCAUGUGCGGCUGCGCAAGAGUGACGGGGCGCGGGCGAGUGGGACGGGGUGUUUUGGUUCUCGCCGCUCGCCGUCCUUUCCAGACCUGGCGGUCAGAAAGCCGCUCAUUCCUGCUUUUCCUUCCCCUUCCCCUUCCCUUCCCUAACCCGGAUUUUCCCUCCUCCCAUUUACGCGCCUCUCUUUGAUCGGCUGCCGCCCGGAAUCCGGGCCGGGCGCUCGGAAGCGCGCGGCCCCGGGGCCCGGUACAUGACCCGCCGCCCUGCCGCCCCUCGCGUCUUCCGCCCCAUGUGGCUACGGGGCCACGGCGGCGCUGCCCACUAUGGCCCGGAAAGCAGUUAGCAGGAAGCGGAAAGCGCCUGCCUCGCCAGGAGCCGGGAGCGACGCUCAGGGCCCGCAGUUUGGCUGGGAUCACUCACUGCACAAAAGAAAAAGACUACCCCCAGUGAAGAGAUCUUUAGUGUACUACCUGAAGAACCGGGAAGUCAGGCUACAGAAUGAAACCAACUACUCUCGGGUGUUACAGGGUUAUGCAGCACAACAACUCCCCAGUCUCCUAAAGGAGAGAGAAUUUCACCUUGGGACCCUUAAUAAAGUGUUUGCUUCUCAGUGGUUGAAUCAUAGGCAAGUGGUGUGUGGCACCAAAUGCAACACGCUCUUUGUAGUAGAUGUCCAGACAGGCCAAAUCACCAAGAUUCCCAUUCUAAAAGACCGGGAACCUGGAGGUGUGACGCAACAGGGAUGUGGCAUCCAUGCAAUUGAGUUGAACCCUUCUAGAACACUCCUAGCCACUGGAGGAGACAACCCAAACAGCCUUGCCAUCUAUCGUCUGCCUACGUUAGAUCCUGUGUGUGUGGGUGAUGAUGGACACAAGGAUUGGAUCUUUUCUAUUGCAUGGAUCAACGAUACUAUGGCAGUUUCUGGCUCACGGGAUGGUUCUAUGGGACUCUGGGAGGUGACAGAUGAUGUGUUGACCAAAAGCGAUGCGAGACAUAAUGUGUCACCAGUCCCUGUAUACGCUCACAUCACUCACAAGGCCUUAAAGGAUAUCCCCAAGGAGGAUACAAACCCGGACAACUGCAAGGUGCGGGCUUUAGCCUUCAACAACAAGAACAAGGAGCUCGGAGCAGUAUCACUGGAUGGCUACUUUCAUCUGUGGAAGGCUGAAAAUACAUUGUCUAAGCUUCUCUCUACCAAAUUGCCAUAUUGUCGAGAAAAUGUGUGUCUGGCCUACGGCAGUGAGUGGUCUGUGUAUGCGGUGGGCUCUCAAGCACACGUCUCCUUCUUGGACCCGCGGCAGCCGUCAUACAACGUCAAGUCUGUCUGCUCCAGAGAGCGAGGCAGUGGGAUCCGAUCCGUGAGCUUCUAUGAACACAUCAUCACUGUGGGCACAGGGCAGGGCUCCCUGCUCUUCUAUGAUAUCCGAGCACAGAGAUUUUUGGAAGAGAGGCUCUCGGCUUAUUAUGGGUCCAAGCCCAGACUAGCAGGGGAGAAUCUGAAACUAACUACUGGCAAGGGCUGGUUGAAUCAUGAUGAAACCUGGAGGAAUUACUUUUCGGACAUUGAUUUCUUCCCCAAUGCUGUUUACACCCACUGCUACGACUCGUCCGGAACGAAGCUCUUUGUGGCAGGAGGUCCCCUCCCUUCUGGGCUCCAUGGAAACUAUGCUGGACUGUGGAGUUAAUGACAACUAACUUUCUCCCAAAAUGCAGAUUUACACUAACUUCCACCCUCAGUUUCCUCGUUUGGUGUUUUGAUUCCCCCAGUGUGAGGGCUCCCCUGUUGACUGCAGACAGAGCUGCCAUGGGUUAGGCAGUUACUAAGAAGAAGCUCUAUGCGGAAACCCAAAGAGGGGGAGGUUUUGUUGUCUUUUGGUUGGUUGGCGAUUUGUUGCUUUGGGGUUUUUUGUUUGUUUGUUUGUUUGUUUGGGUAGGUCUUUGUUUGUUUUCACUUUUCAAUAAUCAGAAUUUUACUCCCCCCCUUCUGCUUUCUCAACCAAACAUUGUUACAUAUCUCUCUUUUUUUUUUUUUCCUUAAGUGACACUCUCUUCUUUCUCUGGCUUCUUUACACUGAAAUGACAAGGCCAUUCUCACCUACUUCACUCAAGAAGUAGGCCCUUUAUAAUUAUGUGGUCGCUGUCAGACUUUCUGUGAAAGUUUGGGAGCCGUGUGUGUGUCUGUGUGUCUGUGCUUGCUUGUAUGAACUUGUGUGCCUGAUGGUACUUCGGUCACUGAUACUACUUGGAGUGAGGAUUAUCUGUAAUUAAAGUAUUUAUAAAAGAAACAACUUUAUUCAGAGUCCAGCUGUGGAACUAGCCUGUAUCUUUUUAAAAGUCUGACUUUGUAGGAAGUGAAAACUUAAGAGAAACAAACACAUCAGGAAAGCCCUUGAGUUCGAUUACAGGCUUGGGGUGGGAGUGGAGGCUCCAAGCCAGAACUCCAGAGUGAUCCAGCCCUGCCUGUCCUUCCCACCUGUGUGCAUGUUCCUUCCACUUCCUAACUUCCUGGGCCACUUAUGGUCUAGGUAAAGAGAAUCCUCUCCCUGGUCUCCUGCUUCUGUCAGGGUCUGACCUGACCAAGAGCAAGGAGUCUCAAGCUUGACAUGGUUGCCAUUCAUAGUCUCCUAUGACUCCUAGGAGGAACUUUUCCAUUCUUGGGAUUUUAACUGGGUUCUGUCCAGGAAGGAGUGGUUUGCAGUGAAUGCUUUGCGUGUGGGUAUCUGUUUUCUGCGUGUGUUGGAGCUUAGUAUUGGAAGUUACCUUCCUGCUCUGUUGGCUCAUAACUAUGGCUGUGCUGGUGUCACUGCAUGUGACAGUGUAGGUGUGAUGUGUGCUUUGCUUGUUCCUCUCUUUGAACUGUUUAGUGUGGGUUUUUAACUUGCAGACAACUGUCAAGCCAGUUGCUCUUUCACACAUCAUGUCAAAAGAAACCUUUCCCACCCGAGGCCUGAGAAGAGGAGCCACAGUACUGUGCCCACUUUCUCAGUUGCUCCCAGUUCUUCCCAUUUUCUCUUUGUGUCAAAAGAGUAUCCUCAUAAUGGCAAGGACUGCUGGGAAGCAGCAAGCCCACUGAUAGUCCACAGCAUAUACCACAGGUUUUAGAACAAUCAUCCUAUAAUCUAGAAAAAUAGGUGCUACAAACAGGAAAUUAAGCAAAAUGCUGGAUGCUAUGAAUCUUUUGUCUUAAUUUUUUCUAUUAUUAAACUACAGGCUGUAGGAUGUCUUAGUUCUCACAGAACUUCUGUCCUUUUAAACUGACUUGUGUAUUUAAAAAACAACUCUUAAGUAGGAUGUUUUGUGCUGUUGUCAGACCGUCUCCUGUGAUGCUUUUGAGUGUCUGAGAUUUUCUGUUUUCAAAAAUGUAGCAUUUGACUUUUUUUGCCAAGGAAAAAUAAAUACUGUCCUAGAGCAGA